AUGGGUGCUCUUUGGGAGGUGUCGGUGCCUGGGGACAUUGAAGGGACAGCUCAGCGUGCUACGAAGCAGCAAGGCAGUGGGAAAGGAGGAGCAGGACGGUGCCUACAGUGUUUGGUGCAGUUUCUCAGAAGGCAGUUCGCCAACCAGGUGACAGAGAGCUUCAGGGCCCAGGUGAACCACUGUGAGAAGAGACAGGGAGGAUCAUUAUCUCAUUCACAGGGAUCUCAGCAUGGCUCUGCUACUUCAAAGAAGGGCAGCUUUGGAACAUCAGAGACAGUUUCUCUGGAAAGAAUAUCAGCCUCCUGGAGAUGGGCCCUGCCUUUGCAGGCAACGGUGAGGGUCCUGAAGCCCCUUCGAUGGCGCUGGAAAUUGAUAGGGCAAGAAACAGCAUGA
This is a messenger RNA of Propithecus coquereli (Coquerel's sifaka), 393 nucleotides long. RefSeq names its product chromosome unknown open reading frame, human C8orf87. The record is from RefSeq and is a predicted model, not a curated record. Lineage: Eukaryota; Metazoa; Chordata; Mammalia; Primates; Indriidae.